CUUUCCUGAGAGAGAGAGAGAGAGAGAGAGGAUUUGAUGUCUCUGGCGUUUACAGAUCCUACCAUGGAGGAAGGGUCGAAUUCACAGGCGUUAUCUGGACAUUCAUACGAUGUUUUUCUGAGUUUCCGAGGGCCAGACACCCGUUAUCAAUUCACCGAUUGUCUUUAUAAUAACCUGGAAGAGGCUGGGAUCAUCAUCUAUAGGGACACUGAAUCCCUUCCUGUGGGUAAAAAAAUUCGUGAGCUUCUACCGGCGAUUGAGGACUCCAAGAUCUACAUUCCCAUAUUCUCCAAAACUUAUGCUUCAAGUCCCUGGUGCCUUCGAGAGCUCGCACACAUGGUUGAGUGCACCUCGAAAUCGAACGAGAACAAAGAGAUUCUACCCAUUUUCUUGGAUGUGGAACCUGAUGUCGUCAAGCUCAGAACAAACGAACUUGAGCCAAACUUAUAUAGGCAAGCUCUUUCGGAGCACCAGAAGGAGUUCUCCGCUGAGGUAAAGUCAUGGGAAAAGGCUCUCAUUGAGGUGGGCAAGAUAAGGGGAUGGAACUGGCAGGAACAGGAACAUAAAGGCCAAGGAGAUCUCAUCCGGUCUGUACGUCGCACUGUUUUGGUUAAGCUGAAGGUCAUAUAUGAAAAUGUGACGAAAGAUUUAGUUGGAGUUGAAGAUCGUGUAGAAGCUAUAAUCAAAAAGCUGGAUUUGAAGUCUGAUAGGGUACAAUUUCUAAGAAUCUAUGGAAUAGGCGGCAUUGGCAAAACAACACUUGCCAAGGUUGUUUUCAACCAACUACUUUCUAGUUUUCACCAUUGUUGUUUCCUCGCGGACGUUGGGGAAUUGUCACGACGCCAUGGAGUGGUAUAUUUGCAAAAGCAAUUGUUAAAAGAGCUCCUUGAUUCUCAUUCUAGCGACCAAAUUUAUAGGGAGAAUUGUGUGAUCAACAUGAUUACGAGAGGAGUACUUAGGAAUAAAAAAAUUCUCAUCGUUCUUGAUGACGUGGAUGAGGAAGAGCAACUAAGAAAUCUAGCAGACAGAGGUGAUUGGUUUGGUUCUGGUAGUAGGAUUAUCAUAACUACUAGGUACCGAGAUAUCCUAAAGAUUGAGGGAGAAGCAUCAAGUGAAGGCCUUGUAAAAAAGUCUGCAAAAAUUUUGACUUAUGAAGUAGAGGUGAUGCAAGAACAUCAUGCUCUCAAGCUUUUCAGUAGGUAUGCCUUUAGAAGAGACUAUCCACCAAAUCAUUGUGUCUCCCUUUCAAAAAAUAUUGUCCAUAUUUUGGGAAAGCUUCCUUUAGCUCUUGAGGUUGUAGGUUCCUCCCUUAAUGGUAAACCUGAAGAUUUUUGGAAAGAGACGUUGAAGAAGCUACAAGAUGCUCCUCAUAAAAGAGUCCGAAGUGCAUUGAUGAUAACUUAUCAAAGGUUAGAUAAUGCACAAAGGGAAGUAUUUAUGGAUAUAGCUUGUUUUUUCAUUGGUGUGGAUAAAACAUACCCUUUUUACAUGUGGGAUGCCCUUGGAUACUACCCACGCAAUGCCAUUGACGCCCUCUAUCUCAUGUCCUUGAUAAAAAUCAAGGAUAAUACUUUUUGGAUGCAUGACCAAGUGCGGAUCUUUGGAAGGGAUAUCGUUUGUGAAGAGAAUUUCAAAUAUCCCUACGAACGUAGUAGAGUGUGGCAUCCUGAGAACGCCAUGACCAUUUUGAAGCGAAAAGAGGUAAAUACUAAAAUAGAAGCACUGUCGUUAGGAUUUCAUGCAGGCAUUCUAAAGCAUGAUCAAUUUGCUAAUUUACAAAACCUGAGAUUCUUCCAAGGGGAUGGAGUGUUCUUUGAAGGAAACUUCAAUAAUCUUCUCUCCAGUUUAAAAUGGCUUUCUUGGCGACAUUGCCCUUCCGAGUUUAUGGCAACCAACUUUCAUCCGACUAAUUUAGUCGUUCUUGACAUUUCAUGGAGCGAUAUUACGGAGGCGUGGAUUGGUUGGAACUAUAUCAGAGGGGCAAGUAAACUAAAAGUACUAGAUCUCAGCAACUGCAAAUACUUGACGAGAACACCUGAUUUGUCUAAGUUGGUGUCCUUGGAGAGAUUGAUUCUUGAAGAUUGUUGCAACCUAAUUGAAAUUGACCCAUCCAUUGGUAAAUUAGAUUCCCUAAUUGCUUUGAACUUGAAUGGUUGUCAGUCUCUUCAAGAGUUGCCUGAAGUAAUAGGAUGUCUACAACAUUUGACAGAGAUUGUCAUGCCUGAUAUAUUGGAUAAAUUUAUACUUCCGGAGACGUUUGGUAAAUUGAAGUCAUUGUUGACCUUGGAUGUAUCACAAAGGCAGAUUAGCAAACUGCCAUUCUCGAUUGGAGGGCUAGUGGAACUUACCCGGUUGAAUUUAUACCAGUGUACAAAGAUAAAGGAACUUCCAGACUCAGUUGGAAAAUUACAAUCAUUAGUUGAGCUGGAUUUGUCAUGGACAAGUAUUGGUCACCUACCUGAUUCAAUCGGCGAUUUGAAGCAAUUGAAAGUGCUUAGGAUGAGCCAUAUAAUUGGGAUUACAAAAUUACCAAGGGUGAUUGGGCUUAUGGAGAAGCUUGAAGAGUUAGACGUUAGUGAUUGUUGGAACUUGGUUGGCGAAAUCCCUGAAGAAAUUGGGAGUUUGUCUUGUUUGAAGGUCCUAGACUUGUCAGACACACAUAUAUGUGGACUACCAAAUUCAAUCGGCAGUCUAAAGCAACUGAGAGUACUUAGGAUGAGCCACAUAAGGGGGAUAACAAAAUUACCAAGUGCGAUUGGGCUGGUGGAGAAGCUUGAAGAAUUAAAUGCUAGAGGAUGUCACAGCUUGACUGGUGAAAUCUUUGAAGAAAUUGGGAAAUUGUCAUGUUUGAGGAUCCUAGACUUGUCAGACACACAUAUAUGUGGACUACCUCAUUCAAUCGGCAAUCUAAAGCAACUAAGAGUACUUAGGAUGAGCCACAUAAGGGGGAUAACAAAAUUACCAAGUGCAAUUGGGCUGGUGGAGAAGCUUGAAGAAUUAAAUGCUAGAGGAUAUCAAAACUUGACUGGCGAAAUCCCUGAAGAAAUUGGAAAAUUGUCAUGUUUGAGGAUCCUAGACUUGUCAGACACACUUGUAUCUGGAUUACCCACUACUGUCAGUCACCUCUCUAAUCUCCAAACACUUAGUCUAGAAUCAUGUCCUAGGAUUAAACAGUUGCCAGUGCUUCCCUCAAGUUUGACUUGUCUGAGAUAAGCCACCAAUAGACAUGCUAUAUAAAAGCUGGAGAGUGUCGCAGCUCCUGUGACUAGCAUCGGUACCGUAUCUCUUCAAGAAUAUGCAACCUCCCCAGCUCCUGUCUUGUUUAAGAGUUAGAACUUUGACAUUUGACAACCACAAGAUCACCGUACUUCUCCCAUUUGAGAAACUUGCUAAUCUUGUGAUUCUGUAGUUGUUCAGUGUCGGACUUAUAUGGUAUAUUCGUUGAGGAGUUGGAGGCCCUCUCUGUGCGGAAGUGCUUAUUUAGAAUUCUCGAUGCACUUGUCUUAGUUGGAAAUGGAAAGAUAAAGCUAUUUAAAGAUGCUUUGUGCAAUGUACUCCAAAAAGGUUGUUGCACAUUAAGAAUCUGCAAGAGGUAGAUCUUUUCGGAUGCAAGUUAGUCGUGGUCUUGAAGAAUUGGGAUCCCUGUGCUUCCUAUUGGCCGUGGAUUGCAGUACCAUGGAAAGGAUGUCGGACCUAUUGAAAUUGAGAAAGUCAAGGAAGCUCAGAGUACUAAAAUGUCCAAAGCUAAGAAGUUUAGAAAGUCUAAACCACUUGGAAUCUUUGAAGAGGUUGUGGAUUCACUAUUGCAGGUCCUCGGAGAAUUUGGCAGAUCCUCGGAAUUGGAUUUAGAAUGUUCUAGUAGUGAGCGUUGCUACUUGCUAGCAGUUGCCAAACCGUGAGAUUUAUUGUAAAGCGGGCAGAUUCGAGAGGAAAGGCCAAAACACUUGCAAGCUCAGAGGCUUACCGAGACAAUUGGAGAAGAUAGUGGACCGGAGAGGAAGGUCCAGAGGGAUGAUUCUGCUUUUCGCGCUUCCUGCUCUGAGCAAGUGCUAGAGUCUCGAGAUGAAGCCUCUGGUCGCUGCCGCCUCCUCACCACCAACCCGCUGGCUUAUUUGAGGCCGACGUGCUCGAUUGUCUUCUCUCUUCCAUCCAUCAUGUCUGGA
Eucalyptus grandis is the source of this 4163-nucleotide messenger RNA. Its product is annotated as disease resistance protein RPV1-like. The record is from RefSeq and is a predicted model, not a curated record. The transcript is spliced from 4 exons. Gene Ontology annotation, molecular function: ADP binding. NCBI's taxonomy places the organism in Eukaryota, Viridiplantae, Streptophyta, Magnoliopsida, Myrtales, Myrtaceae. Gene Ontology annotation, biological process: signal transduction; defense response. Bases 37 to 3213 code for a protein of 1058 amino acids.